AUGCCACGAGUGGACCAUAUACGCGUAGGGUUCGUCGACUCAGAGAGUCGCUACUGGCCUGUCGACACGAAUUGGGGCAAAGGCGCAGAGAAACUGGCCAACUACCUCUGGAGAGCCAAUGUCAACGGUCGACUCGACCUCGUUCUCGGGAUCGUACCCAACGGCGCUUCGUAUCUCCUUCUGCCACAGGCAUGGGCUGCGGCAUGGGGUGAGCGCGUCGGUGAGCGCCGCGCAUUCUUCGGGAGGUCUUCGCGCAAAACGGAAUACGCGUCACUAUCACCCAUUAGCUUUUUUGAUUACGAAGAUUUGCUCAAGAAGCUCAAGGCAUAUGAGCAAAACUCUGUCAAGAAGAAGAAGCUCGGAAUUGCGGAUACUAGCAGGGCGAAUCGGCACUAUUACAUGACCAGUGGGCAGGAUGAAUCUAAUCUCGGCAAGAUGCGUGCUGAGUAUGAGCAUUCACGUCUAUUCUUUGCGCUGCUACAGUCGACUGAGAGUAACCUGCAACAACUGCCAGGAUUCUUUCGAAAGCCAAACGCUGAUAUGGUUCGACUGCGCGCGGAGGCUUACGCUGUACACUCCCAUUCGGCUCUUGCUCGUGCCCGUAUACUCGCGUUGUCGUUUAGUACUAUCACUGCUGGGACAGUGGACGACAGCCGCGUGUUGGACAUUGGUUGGUGUGAUGUUUCGGUCUCAUCCUUUGGCACCCAAAACGCUGUCAAUUACUCGCUUCAUGAACAGAAGAUAAAGGUCCCCGCGCAACGCUUUAGGCAUGAUCACGUCGCGUCGGAAAUACUCCCAUCGGCUGCCAUAUGCGGCAAGCUUCAACAAAUAUUGGAGUCCGCGAGACCCGAACGCCCUAUCAUUCUUCUAGUACACGGCGCAAAGAAUACACGUCAAGAACUCGAAGGACUCGGUUUACGCACAUUCUCAUGGGCCACGGGUAUCCAUGAUAUAUUAUAUAAGGGAGGUCUUAGAGAUGAAAUGCGCUCGCGUUCGCCGCCACGCCGUGGAUCCGGUAGGCCGAGAUCGCCGCCGCGACCUUCAUCAGCCGUCUACCUCAUUGACGUUAAUGAGCUUGUUGGCUGCGCCAAGGAGAGAGGCACUUCUGUCACUUCCCGCAAUCAUGCACGCGUGCGACAGAUUCUCGAGGAUGCCGCGCUGUGCAACCUCGAUGUACGAGGCCGUGAGACCGAAACGCGUGCCGAUCCUAUGAAUCCUAAGAGCCCGAUGGUGAAGAAGAAUCUGUUCAACGCGGGGCAUGAUAGCAUCUUGAUCGCUGAAACCUGGCUCGCGUUGUGCUCCGGGCCAGACAUUGACGCAUUUCGUGCCAUGCUUGGAGAGGAUGCUCGUAGAGGGCCUAUGGCGGAGGACUCGCCUUCCCCAGAGCCCAACCCUCAACCAGAGCAAGAUGAUGAUAUUGAUCCCAACAUCCAGCCGCCCGCUGGCAGCCCCCAAGCCCCUGCUAUGGGUCCGGCAGAGGCUUAUGAUGCUUACCUUAGCGAUGAGGAAGGAGAAUGGUGA
Peniophora sp. CBMAI 1063 is the source of this 1521-nucleotide messenger RNA. The record is from the annotation of a GenBank genome assembly. Lineage: Eukaryota; Fungi; Basidiomycota; Agaricomycetes; Russulales; Peniophoraceae.